AUGUUGCCAUCCGACUACGGCUCGGCGCAGCGUCGUGCUCCAGAGUCAAACACCGCCGUGCCAUCAGUUUCCAACUCUGCGGAAUCGUCCAAGGCUUUCAAAGGUGCCGAGAAGGCUAUCGUGAAGCGUAGCAUCAACUUUGAUGCCGAGACUUCGUCUGGUCGUGAUCCUCUUCCCGGACUCUCAAGCGCCCGCGAGACUGCCGAAACCUCCAAGCGCAGAUGCGCAGUUUCCGGCAACGCUCAACAGCAGACCGCUCGCCAGGACAUCCGCAGUGAAUUUGUGAGAGCCUUGUUCAAUCCAGUGUCUUCAGACACCACCAGCGGUCAGACCCAAACUAUGGGAAACAUGAGCAGGCCUUUCCUUGCCAUGGCUACAACUUUUGGUCCCAGUGCUUCCUACAGCUUCCCUAGCUCCAUUGGUGCCAGUGCCAACAGUUCUGUUCAUCAAAACGCUCCUCACAAUGCGCUGACCGGUCCAUACGGCCCUCCCAACAAUUCAGACAAGCAUGCAAGCUCGGGCCCUACUGCCGUCCCGAGAGAUACCUCUCACGGCACCGGUGCGUUCGGCAUUCCCUUCACGCCUCAGCAUACUGGGUUCCAUAUCCCAGGCCUCGGCGCUCCUCUCAGGUCGGUUGAUCCCGAUGACAGCAAGAAGGCUGAAGUCACUUCUCCAGGUGUAGCUCGCCCGCGUCAACCUGGACCUCACACUCGUACUGCUACUGGUCCCCAAAGCGUCCUCAGUCCUGUCCUGGAAAGUGCUCCCGAGUCCUGUUCCAACCCUACUGCUCAGUUCCAGUACAAGAGCAACCCUCCCAUGGUGUCCCACGGUCCAGCCGGUACCAACAGAAAGCCUAGCCCAGCCAAGCAGAACUCGUCAAACGCUCCUGUAUCGACUCCGUCCAAGGCGACUCUCACUCCCAAGCACGCAUCAGCUGAUGCUGGUGCUGCGCCAGAGGUGUCUGCUGCCGCAUGCCCUUCUGGUCUCGUCAGAAUCCCCAAGCACCUUCGUCCCUCAGGCCAUGCCGAUGUCUGGAUUGAGAGGCAGAGCUACCGUACGUUCAAACUGCAUCAAGCUGAGAACGAUGCCCGUCGUUUCGAGACAUUUGACGGAGCCUAUCAGAUCCUGAGCGGCAUCAACCCUGGUCACUACUCAAUGCCUUACGGUUCCAUGGUCGUUGCCAUCAAAUGUCCCAUCUUGGACGACAUUCUGAUAUCUCACAUAACUGGGCUUUGGGCCACCAACCAGAAUGUCAUGGGACGCAUCAUGGAGCUGCACGGAAACCGUGAAGAUAAAUCAGCGAAGACACUGUUUCUUUGGUCGAUGCCCGGAAGCAAACAUUUCUGCGGCCUCGCAGAGCUUCAAGCCUUUAAUCCCGAACCUAGAACUGAGAUCUACGACAAGGAAGCAGGAAGAAAUAUCACUAUCUUUGGUGCUUUGGUGAUCCAAUGGAUAUACUGCAAGCUGGUUCCGUUCGAGGAUGUCGUUCCCGCCGUCGAAGCUAAGAUUGACCAAGUUUCUGUCACUCAGAUGUGGAAUGGCAUGUAUUACAACGAGGCGACUGGCCGCGAAGUCGUCAAAUCGUAUGUCGAGGCACCUCAUGUUGAGAACAUGCUGGCUGCACCCACCGGAGAGUUCUUCCGUCGCGCCAUGGAGAACAGCAAAGUCGCCACAGUCCCUCCCAGCGCUCCGCGAUACCCCGCUCGUGGCGGACUUCGCUCCCAACAGCGCGGUGGUCAUGCCUCCAAUCAGAGCACUCGCGGUGGAGGCAACAACCUCGUUCGCAGAGGAAACUUCCAAAACAGCAAGGUCCAGAUCAGACCUCAGCCUGCACAUCAAUCUGCGACUAUGUCGGUUCCAGUUGUCAAGGAGGAGACUGAGGAGGCCAAACACACUACUCAGACCGACUCAACAUCGCCUGAGAACAAGCGCCACCGCGGCCAACCUCAGCUUCAGAUGAUCCCCGUACUGAAGUAUGCUGAUGGCAGCAUGACUACUGCACCGAACAUGCACGGUAGCAUCGCAUCCAUUGCUCCUCAUGGAAGCGUUGUAGCCAGUCAGAAUGUCCGCGCUCAUGAGUCCAACUCUGCGGUCCAGACAAAGAGCGUCACCCUAGACAGCUCCAACAUGCCUGCUGUCAUGCAUACACCCGUAACCAUGGGUACUAGUUUCCCUAGCCAGGGACAAAUCGCCAAUCACCUUUCUGGUUCGGUCUUCGAUGUCAGCGGUAGCGCCGGAAACCACAGCUACUCGUUCGCGAUGCCUACCCCUCGCAAGCCAUCCAUGUCCCAGCAAGCUGCUGCAUCCCAAUCAGAGGGACCCGAGUCCAGCACUCCUCGUUCACUGGCUAGUAUUGACAGAAACCGUACUGACCUCAACGCCUGGUUGUACUAUGAUAGUCCUGAGAAGACCCCUACCCAGCCCAAGACGCCCGUCAGACAGCCCAACAGCUCGCACCACUUGACUGGCAGUCCCAUGGACAUCAUCAAGCACAGAACUCCCACUCUUCGCGAUGUCCAUUCUUCUCUUGGCUCCAACCGUGUCAGUCCUCAGAGAGUCGGCGCAUACAGCUAUGGACAGCUUCCCCCAAAGAUCCGCACUCCUGAAAGCAGCCCCAUCGAGGUCAGAUUGAAGUCUGAUCAGUCUGUCCAGCCCGUCCUGCCCGCUCAACCCGUCACUCCCCGCCCUGCCGGCAGACGUGUUGCUGCCGAGCGACUGGACGAGAAUGGUAACUACAACCCCAUGUGGAUCCACAUGCUCGUCGACGACGAGUAA
Molecule: messenger RNA, 2775 nt
Organism: Aureobasidium subglaciale EXF-2481
Lineage: Eukaryota; Fungi; Ascomycota; Dothideomycetes; Dothideales; Saccotheciaceae
Exons: 6
Coding region: 1-2775 (924 amino acids)
Molecular function (GO): RNA binding
Source: RefSeq, a predicted model, not a curated record